Messenger RNA from Daphnia magna, 2170 nucleotides. RefSeq names its product glutamate receptor ionotropic, delta-1. Gene Ontology annotation, molecular function: glutamate-gated receptor activity. Gene Ontology annotation, cellular component: membrane. NCBI's taxonomy places the organism in Eukaryota, Metazoa, Arthropoda, Branchiopoda, Diplostraca, Daphniidae. Bases 609 to 1988 code for a protein of 459 amino acids. The record is from RefSeq and is a predicted model, not a curated record. The transcript is spliced from 12 exons.
GGCAACAAUGGAUAGAAGACCGCAAUUUAUACGUAGCUCAUUGUGAGAGCCACCAGCCAAGAAAACGCUCCAAACAGGAUCAAGUUCCGUCGACUUGUGCUGUACAAUACGUCCAUAUGUGUCACGAUUAUUGGCUUUAUCCACAUCUUAUGCCAGACGUGAUAAACUAUUAUGUGCGAAAUUGAAAAGCUAAUUAGAUGGGUAGUGAGAUGACCCAGAAAACUGUUUUAAAUCCUUUUCAUGUUAAACAACGCUAACGAGCUUUGCUUUUCAGAGUGCUCGUUCCAUUACCCCUAGCACCUGCACCUGAAGGUCAUACACAAGGUCACGAAAUUAAAGGCGAGUACUUCAAUGACAACGGUACGGAAACAGAAGAUUCAACUACAACGAGACCGUCAACGAACGUAAAAGGGUCAUGAAAAAGUAACAGAGAUGUGUCGGGGAAAUGUCCGGAUCAGCGUGUUAGUGGGUUCUGGAAAACCAAGAUCUCUCAGGUAACUUUUGACCUGCCAUUGGAAAUUGGUCUGACAUAAGGGUGGUGUUUUACCAGCUAUAAAAACAUGCCUUGAGCCUUAAACGCCAGACUUUUCUGGAAAUCCAUCGCGAUAAUGUCGUUUACUACACUUGUCCUCUUUGGUCUCGUUUCGACAGUCCCAACUGCAAAGUCGCUGAUAAAACCCAUGACCGGCGUUCAUUUGAAAGUAUCAGCCUAUUACGAACCACCGAUUUUUACAUUUGUAAAGGACGUGCAUAAUUCGAGCAUCAUUCAAUAUGCUGGCCUUUACAAGGACAUUAUGGAUUGGCUGUCAACUUCCUUAAAUUUCACCUAUUCUUUUGUGGAAGUGCCAGCCAACGCCGUGAAAACACACGGAUCUCUCGAUUCCACUCUGAUCGACUAUUUAAUCAGAAAGGAAGUUGACAUGAUCUCUCGUCUAAUGACUCCCAGGGUCGAUCUUCUUAACGUUAUGGAUUUCACCACUCCCGUUACAGUGACGCAAUUUGCAUUCACGCAACCAUUUCCUAAACUCGAGGAAGAUAUCUUGGCGUCAGUGAAACCUUUCCAAACGAUGGUGUGGCUCUCAAUCGGCAUUUCUUUUAUUGCCGUUGUUUUGGCAAUGACGUUUGUCAUCAGAAACGGAUCGAUAGACCAUUACAAGAACAAAACAACGGCUGGAAUUAUUUUGGAAUUGGCCUUGUAUGGAUUAGUUAUUCUCCUAGGCCAAGGUGGACGUUUGCCAUGCAAUCGGCUCUCUUUGCGUUUGAUUGCGGGAUCUUGGUGCUUGAUGGCCGUCGUUCUUAGUUACGGCUUCAGCGGGACAUUAAUUUCAAAUAUUACGGCUCCGAAAUACGAACCGGUAAUCAAUACUUACGAGGAUAUGGCAAACAGCAAAACGAUGCGCAUCACCGUAGCCAGUGGAAGCCCAUUCGCGGAGAAUAUGCUGAAUGGCACUUCGGGAGUGAUGGGCAAACUUGGUGAUUCACUGAGACAAAAUCCUGGAGAUUUAAUUCUGCGAUUACCUCGUCAAAUAGGAGACAAUUUGCUUACGGGUUGUUGCGCUUACCUUGAGUCUAAAACUAUAGGCGACAUCAUCGUACGCACGGUCAUGAUGAAAUCGGGUGGACAGUGUCUUUUGACCACCGGCAAACCCGUGGACUACUCUGAACUACUCAGUUUCGGCAUAACUAAAAAUUUCCGUUACCGCUCCAUCAUUGAUCAACAGUUGCAGCUGAUGCGUGAAAGCGGACUGUUUUCGUUCUUCAGGAAGAAAUACGUCGUAGAGGCUGAUAAAUGCAACGCUCAUCGAGUGUUGCAACCGAAGAAAAAGCCGUUGACUCUCUUCGAUUUUGCAAGCGCCUUUUUCGUGCUGGGCAUAGGAGGUAUCCUUUCUCUCUUGGUAUUCUUCAGCGAAUGGAUUUCAAUUAUUUGUCUGCAUCGUCGUCGUCCUCUCGGUCGAGGUCAACAUCCAGUUUUAUUCCUCAUGAAUUAAUGUAGAACAAUCAGCCUGGCAAUCGACCAGACAUGAAGAAUAUUGGUGUUUUUCCCACUUUUAUUCAUCUUACGUCAGUCUAAUGCAAUAUUCUAAUCGUAUAUUAUUUAAUUCUAAUGUUAGGCUAGCUUUUUCUUGAAAAUGGCUGAUGGUUUUAUCAUUAAAAUUGAUCCUGUCCGCUA